UAAUAUUUAUGUUCAGAAAACCCCCAUUUGCUGCUUUGAUCCUCUGUUUCUAGGGUUUAGUUUUUCUCUUCAUUUCCAUAUUUCAUUUCCGUUUCCAGAUCUAAAAAUAAAAAAUAAAAAAAAUGGCUGGAAAUUCAAUAAAAAAUGUUGCAAAAGCUGUUGGAGAGUUUCAAUAUCCAUGGCGUGAUAAAUUGGUAAAAUACAAAGAUGAGCUUUCAAAGGGGGUUUGGGGUUAUUGGGAACUCGGCGCGUGGAAGCCGUUAGGAAUUAGUGCUCGACGUAGGGCCCGUUUGCGUAAAGAAGUAUUGUUAGCUGGACAAGAUUGGCCGUAUGAUCCGGAAAGGAAAGAAAUGAGGACUAAAAGGAAAGGACAUAAAUGUGAUAGAAUAUCGGCUGAGAAACGAGCUAAUACUGCUGAGUUGAUGAAGAAAAUGCCUCAAAUGCUUGCGGAUUAUCGGAAGAGGAGGUGGGAGAAGAAGAUGAACGAAGAGGAUGCGGUUGCUAAGAAAUCAUAGGUUGUGAUCUCAUUUUCGACGACUCUUUUAUUUGCUUGUUUAAGUAUUUUUGUAUUUGAAUUUAACGCCCGUAGAUGAAUAAGUAGUGCACUGCUUAGGUGAAAGUUGAAACCUUGUUGUUAAUGCGUGACUUUUUGAUAAAAAGAAGCAGAAAGACAUGAUUUUUUUGAUGCUCUAA
Molecule: messenger RNA, 693 nt
Organism: Erigeron canadensis
Lineage: Eukaryota; Viridiplantae; Streptophyta; Magnoliopsida; Asterales; Asteraceae
Exons: 2
Coding region: 123-515 (130 amino acids)
Source: RefSeq, a predicted model, not a curated record